Molecule: messenger RNA, 693 nt
Organism: Ostrinia furnacalis (Asian corn borer)
Lineage: Eukaryota; Metazoa; Arthropoda; Insecta; Lepidoptera; Crambidae
Exons: 4
Coding region: 129-629 (166 amino acids)
Source: RefSeq, a predicted model, not a curated record
AUAACCUCUUAAUUCUUUCAAAUAUCUUAUUUUUCGUCAGCUGUGUGAGUGGGACGACGAUAGACGAUCCAAUACAUAGGAGCAAGAGGCAACUACUAUUUCCAAAUUCUACGUUGCUACAGUUCAAUAUGGGUAUUGGAACGCCGUCUCCUGCUGCGCUUAUAAACGUCAACUGGGCAUUCCAGGCCAACUUCCAACUGCCUUGGAAUAGAUCUCAGAUACCUUUUGACAUUUUGGUCGCAAAUAAUGGAAUAACAACAUCGUCUAGGAAAAAGAGAGAGGAUGAGAUAGGCGAUUAUGAAAAUGAUUCCAGAUUGUACCAUUUCUACAAGUAUGUGGAAGGGGCUUUGGAUGGUUUCGGUCACAACGGUACCGCCUGCGUGUUUCGGACGCUGUGUCAACUUGGAGCGGAACCACUACACUCUACAGACGAUGAUCUGCUGCAUGAGAUAGCUGCUUACGUUCUAAAUCCCAAAAACGAUAUAGAGCACACGCUCUAUUUAGAAGAGAUCCAUCCGUACGUGACUGCCUACACGCGAGGAGAAAACCAAGAAGAUUGCACUAGAAUUUAUAGUCCCUGUACAAUAUCACUAUUAGAUCUUUUCACAAAAGCGCAUACUGUUUCAUAAUAGCAAUAGAUAUUACAUAAUCCCACCAUUAGUGACAAGACAGCUUUAGUUUGAGUUAAUUUUA